ACCAGUUUAAACCUAGCUGCUCCACUUCAUCCGCACCCUGAGAUUCCUCUGCGCCUGCUAGGGUUUUUGCUUCCUUCAAACCAAAUCAUGGGGCACUCCAACGUGUGGAACUCUCACCCUAAGAACUACGGCCCUGGAUCGCGCACCUGUCGCGUGUGUGGAAACCCUCAUGGGUUGAUCAGGAAGUACGGUCUCAUGUGCUGCAGGCAGUGCUUCCGUAGCAAUGCCAAGGAAAUUGGCUUCAUUAAGUAUCGUUAAGUAGCUGACCUUCAACGUCCCAGGACUUGAAGUUUUGGCCCAAGAAUCGUCAGAGUAGUUGUUUCUGAGUUGUCAUGAACUCCAAGAAGAUAUUUUUGUUUUAGCUGAUUUGCUGUUGAACUUGAAUUGGUGGUCAGACUAUGAAUAUUGUGUUAAUGAAUUAAAGUUUGAUUUAUGUUCUCUUUUGUUGUGGCUG
Messenger RNA from Prunus persica (peach), 454 nucleotides. RefSeq names its product 40S ribosomal protein S29. Gene Ontology annotation, molecular function: structural constituent of ribosome; zinc ion binding. Gene Ontology annotation, cellular component: ribosome; cytosolic small ribosomal subunit. Lineage: Eukaryota; Viridiplantae; Streptophyta; Magnoliopsida; Rosales; Rosaceae. Bases 88 to 258 code for a protein of 56 amino acids. The record is from RefSeq and is a predicted model, not a curated record. The transcript has 3 exons. Gene Ontology annotation, biological process: translation.